UAUAUAUUUUUUUCCCCAACAAAUUUUCCACAAUUUGGAAAGUUGUGAGCUAAGGAAGGGUUUAACACAUUUUUUGUCUUUUUUUUAAAAAUAAUCGCCACACAAAAUUAAAGAAUAACAAAUGGACGAGUUCUUUAAGCAACUUAUGAAGGGUAAAUUCUUAAGGGUAGCUGAUCUUCGCAGAAAUGCAGCCGCCGCAUCAGAGGCAGAUGACAUCUCCGUGUGCUCCGUUCAGGUGGCUAAUGAUAGCAGAAAUAACAAAGCUAUUCCUCAUAUAGUGGGAAUCGCCGGUAAUUCCACAGUACCGCCGGUCGUUCGUAGAAGUAACCGUCUCAUGAAAAAGCCAACAUUAAGCAUUCAACAGUCGCAGUCAGCGCGAAAAUUACGAAACCCAUGCAAAGGGUGCGCUACCGUCGAUGACUUCAGUGCCGGAGGCUCUAAACAAGAACAAGAAAAAUCACAAAAAUCUGUACCCAGUGAAGACCCCAUUCCGACCGUUCGCCAAAGUGAGCGCCUCAGAAAUCAGACACAGCCGGAUAAGCAGCAGCCGGAACCAGAAGAACAGUCGCAAGUACCUCCAAAGAGGAAGCGCGGAAAAAAAGAACAACGCACAAACAUAUUAAAUCCCAGUGUUAUUGACGAGGUUUGCGAUACACGUAGCUACAAUCAUACGAAAGCUCGCCUUAUUUUUCGCAAUUCUCGCUAUGGAUGCACAGGGGUACCCUGCACCGAAUCCCAUUGCUCCAAAUGUACUCUGGGACGUGGACGCACUGUUCGACGUCCGAUACGUGCCGGCCAACAAUUCAAGAAGGCCGAUCAACGCAACAUAAAGAACAAAACGAAAAGAUUGCGUCAGAAACCUGUUCGCCAGCUAUGCCAGAAUUGCGGCAUUGGAAUCACCAACAAGCUCAGGUCAAUUCAUAACCCAUCUAAUCAAACCAUCGUAGCUAGCCAAUGCGUUUGUACCGAGAUCCACGGACGUCUCUUUAAGCUUUACGAUCUAGCCCCUGAUGACAUAAGGCCAGCCCAGAUUAAUCGUCGGCGCCAGAUGCAACGCAAGCGUCAGGUUAUACGCCGAAAAUUAGGCUCGAAUCGCCAACUGCGAAAGAACAAGAAGAAGCCAGAUGGAAAAAGGGUUCGCCCGCGUAUCUACCCUAAGCGUCGCAAAUAGUACGCACCCGCCUAUCUAAAAAAAAAGAAGUUCAUCAGUUAAUGUGUUUAGUACCGAACCUGGUCGUUUGGGUAUUGAAGAAAUCGUCAAGAUAAAGAAAAACAAAUAGCUCCAAAUAUAACUCUACCCAUACAAUAAAAAACCGCAAAACACGUAGUCGUAA
This is a messenger RNA of Scaptodrosophila lebanonensis, 1334 nucleotides long. RefSeq lists its product as uncharacterized. Bases 122 to 1171 code for a protein of 349 amino acids. The transcript has 2 exons. NCBI's taxonomy places the organism in Eukaryota, Metazoa, Arthropoda, Insecta, Diptera, Drosophilidae. The record is from RefSeq and is a predicted model, not a curated record.